GUAAUUCCCGGAGUCGACUCUCACUGGAAUAUUAACUCUCUCUGGUUUGUGCUACCAAGGGCUAGAAUACCAAGCCAUCACGAAUAGUCUGUAUAACUGCGCAAAUGACGAUAAUAAGUACAAAAAAUGUAUUAUGGAGCAAGGGGCUUCAUACAUACAUACAUACAUACAUAUGCUGUCAAAAAUGAAUUUGUUAAUUUGUAUCUGCCUGUUUACUUUAGCUCUGGAAUUCAGGUGUUUCAGCAAAAAUGAAUUGUUCAUUUUGAUAUUGGGUUAAGGUGUUUACUACAUUUUAUUGUAUUUAUCUCAGAUUGGAAUGCUUGAUAAACAAUACAUCAAUUAGACAAAUGAGCAACCAUCAAUUAACCUGAUUAUUGACAAUUAUUGCAGAUAUUUCCAGAAUAGUCCCAUUAGACUGCCUGCAGUGCUUUCCUGCAAAUGUGGAUUUAUUUUGGACAAGUAACUGUGAAGUUUGUUCAGUCACAGUGUCGAUACAGCAACAACAUUAAUUAAUGUUUUUUUUUCUUCUUUUUUUAAAUACAGUAUGCAGUGCUAUUAUCGAGGACUUGGUAAUGCUUAGUAUCUGCAGACAUUGAUUUUACAUGUUAACAUAUAUGCAUGUUCUUCUUACAUUACUGACAAGCAUUACUGAUGACUGAGCACAGGGGAUGCCUUUCAGAGCAUUUCAUUCCAAGUCAUUUGCUCCCAAAGCCCCCUUCUGGAGGGAAUGGGAGAUGCAGGCUGUCCAGGAAUUCAAGCUCAGUGCCAGAGAGCUCGUGCCACAGUGUGGAACAAUUACAGCAGCAGUGGAACAUAUAAAGUAUCAUCGCAAUGCUUAUGUUAUGUUUAAUAUAUAACAGUAUGUCAUCACCAAUCCCUGGCCCAUAGGGAUGCCUUAAGCUUCAAGAUGUGAUGACUGAAACAGAAAACAAGAAGACAAAUACAUUAGUUAAGAUAACUGGUAUUUUUAAUAUGUGACUAAAAGUUACAAUUACCAGUGAGGUCAAUCUGCUCAAAUGAUUCACUAUGAACGCUGUGUCACUGCAGUGACCACUGGCUUGCCUGUUGUCACGAUGAACAUAGUUGUAUUGCAUUCUACUGCCUUCUUUUCCAGAGACACCAUUCCUUUGAAUUAUUUAGCUUCCACUGACGUCAUGUGGCGGCUAGCUCUGACCAAACUGUUUCUGUGCCUGUGGGUCGUCAAGAAGGGAAGCAGCCAUCUUCAGGACGCGCUCAAGGAACUUAACACGGAAUUUGCUGUCAGCUUCUACCAGAAAUUAGCAAAAACUGAAAACAACUCCAACUUGAUAGUGUCCCCGGCAAGUGUUUCUGUGACACUGGGGUUACUGCAGUUUGGAGCCAAAGGAAACACAUUCUCCCAGUUAGAAAGUGCUCUGGGAUAUAAUGUUAAUGAUCACAGAGUACAAGACUUCCUCCACAGAAUGUAUGAGGAUCUGACAAACUCGAGUCAGAGCACUGUGCUCCGGCUGGCCUGUGCCCUCUUUGUGCAGAACGGAACCAAGCUCUCGUCUGCCUUUGCUCAGUACGUCUCAUCCUGGGUGAACAGCAGCCUGCAACAGGCCAACUUCAGCGAGCCCAACCGGACACGCACACAAAUAAGCCAGUGGGUCCACAGUCAGAGCGGAGGUGAAAUCACUGACAUCAUGUCUUGUGACUUGAUAGGCUCAACCCUGACUCAGAUUGCCAUGGUUAACAUUGUGUUCUUCAAGAGCACUUGGCAGAAGGAGUUCUUAAUCACAGAGACUCAGAACCUGCCCUUCACCAUCGCAGACGGAUCCACCUUAAAAGUGCCCAUGAUGUACCAGGCUGCUGAAGUCAACUUCGGUCAGUUUAAGACUCCAGCAGAGCAGAGCUUCACCGUGGUGGAGCUGUCAUACCUCGAGAAUGCAGUCAGCAUGUUGGUAGUCCUGCCCAGUGAGAGGAAGACCUCCCUCUCCCUUAUAGAGCCGUACAUCACUGCACGAGGGAUUGCACUGUGGGUGAGCAGUCUGAGGAAGAUCAAAAUGGAUGUUUUCCUACCAAGAUUUAAAAUUAAAAAUAAAUUCAAUUUGAAGACAGUCUUACAUACACUUGGAAUCAUUGAUCUAUUUGAUCCUGACAAGGCAGACUUCAGGGGAAUUUCAGAACAAGAUAGACUUUAUGUUUCAGAAGCCAUACAUGAAGCAAAAAUUGAAGUAACCGAAGAAGGAACCAAAGCUUCAGCAGUUACAGCCAUGGUGCUACUCAAAAGAUCCAGGGCCCCAGUUUUUAAAGCUGACAGGCCAUUCUUCUUUCUGCUGCGGCAGGCCAAUACAGGUUCUAUUCUCUUUGUUGGAAGGGUUCAAAACCCACUGGCAUAGAUAUGGUCUGAACCCUGCUUUCACAUACACAAUGCAGACCAAGGAGCGUAGCGAAUUCCUGUUUAUUUUGGAUCUACUGGAAUUUAGGGACCAUGUUUUGUAAAUAAUUGUAAAUAAAAUAUGAAUACAUCUUUUGCAUUUAUGGUGUUCAGGGUUUUCCUUCAGCUUUUAAUUUAUUAAAGCCUAUUUCCAGUAGAGGUUUGGCCAAAACUCCUGUUCC
Acipenser ruthenus (sterlet) is the source of this 2580-nucleotide messenger RNA. It is a transcript of the gene serpine3, whose product is annotated as serpin peptidase inhibitor, clade E (nexin, plasminogen activator inhibitor type 1), member 3. Gene Ontology annotation, molecular function: serine-type endopeptidase inhibitor activity. The transcript has 8 exons. The record is from RefSeq and is a predicted model, not a curated record. NCBI's taxonomy places the organism in Eukaryota, Metazoa, Chordata, Actinopteri, Acipenseriformes, Acipenseridae. Gene Ontology annotation, biological process: negative regulation of endopeptidase activity. Bases 1017 to 2360 code for a protein of 447 amino acids.